Drosophila busckii is the source of this 4311-nucleotide messenger RNA. It is a transcript of the gene ATP7, whose product is annotated as copper-transporting ATPase 1. Gene Ontology annotation, biological process: monoatomic cation transport; copper ion homeostasis. Gene Ontology annotation, molecular function: copper ion binding; ATP binding; P-type divalent copper transporter activity. Lineage: Eukaryota; Metazoa; Arthropoda; Insecta; Diptera; Drosophilidae. Gene Ontology annotation, cellular component: perinuclear region of cytoplasm; trans-Golgi network; membrane. The transcript has 4 exons. The record is from RefSeq and is a predicted model, not a curated record. Bases 457 to 4230 code for a protein of 1257 amino acids.
CGCCAGCAGCUGUGCGCAUUAAUUAGGAAAAUAAAUAUUCGUAUCGUGCGAAAAAGAAAAUUGACUAAAUUCAAACGUAAGACGAUCCGAAUGUGGAAUACUCAUAUAACUGGAUAUGAGCGUCUGAUAAAUACACUUAGUUGACAGUCACGCCACAAGCUCGCGUCGCCUCGCAACGGUUUCAAAAUUGAGUAUAGAAAUUGUAUUAAACAAAAAGAAAAUUUAUUGUGUUGCAAUUAAACAAGUUACGAUAAUACGCGCACAUGCAUACAGACAGCCACAUUCUCACACACAAUACUUAGACAAGUCGAAACAGGGACAGAUUAUUUUGGCACACACACGCGCUUAAAUCGAUGCUGAUAAAGUGCAGAAGAACAACCAAAUAAAUAAAUAACAAAAGUCCAAUAAGAAUCAAAACAAUCACAACCAUCGUGUCAGUGGAAAUGCAAAUUUAAAAUGAAUGACGAUCAAAACUCGAAUGCCAAACAACAGCUGACAAAUUCCAGCCCAAAUCAAAAUCAAGCAGAAUCAUGCCCGCUAUCAUCAAUGCCUGUUGCUGCAAGUGUGCGACUGCCCAUUGUGGGCAUGACCUGUCAGUCAUGCGUGCGCAACAUUGAAAGCCAUGUGGGUCAACGGGAGGGUGUGCUUAAGACGCGCGUUGAGCUGGAAGAACAUGCUGGCUACUUCAAUUACGAUCCAAGUGUCAUUAGCGCCGCCGGCAUUGCCAAUGUCAUUGACGACAUGGGCUUUGAGUGCAACUACCAGGCGGAAACGAGCCCGGCCAGCGCCAGCGCCAAUAUACGCGUGUUGGGCAUGACCUGUCAGUCGUGUGUGCGCAACAUCGAAGGACACAUUGGCAACAAGCCGGGUGUGCAACACAUCGAGGUGCAAUUGAACGAAAAGAAUGCGCGUGUGCAGUUCGAUCCAGCGCAGCACACAGCAGAGCAGCUUGCCGAGAUGAUAGACGACAUGGGCUUUGAGGCGAGCCUGGUCACGCCCGCAUCCACAAAUGAAAGCCCUACGCGGAAAAGUUCACCUGCCAAACAGUCGCAGCAACAGGUGUCCACGCCCACGAAUGCUACAAAUGGCAAUGCCACCCUGCUGCCCAUUGAACAGGAGCUGCUGACCAAGUGUUUCCUACACAUACGUGGCAUGACCUGCGCCAGCUGUGUGGCUGCCAUAGAGAAGCAUUGUAAGAAGAUCUAUGGACUGGAUAGCAUACUGGUGGCAUUGCUAGCCGCCAAGGCGGAGGUCAAAUACAAUGCGAAUGUGGUAACAGCGGAAAACAUUGCCAAAUCCAUCACAGAGCUCGGCUUCCCCACCGAGCUCAUCGAUGAGCCGAACAAUGGUGAAGCCGAGGUGGAGCUUGAAAUAAUGGGUAUGACCUGUGCCUCCUGCGUUCACAAGAUCGAGACGCAUGUGCUCAAGUUGCGCGGCGUCACAGCUGCCUCAGUUACGUUGCUAACCAAACGAGGCAAAUUCCGUUACUUGACAGAUGACACGGGUCCGCGUAGCAUAUGCGAAUCCAUCGAAGCGCUUGGCUUUCAGGCCAAGCUGCUGAGUGGUCGGGAUAAGAUGGCGCACAAUUAUCUGGAGCACAAGGAGGAGAUACGCAAGUGGCGAAAUGCAUUCCUGAUUUCGCUCAUCUUUGGCGGACCCUGCAUGGUGGCCAUGAUCUAUUUCAUGAUGGAGAUGACAGACAAGGGGCAUGCGAACAUGUGCUGCCUGGUGCCGGGUCUGUCGAUGGAGAAUCUGGUGAUGUUCCUGCUCUCGACGCCGGUGCAGUUCUUUGGCGGCUAUCACUUCUAUGUGCAGUCCUACAGAGCCAUACGACAUGGCACUACAAACAUGGAUGUGCUCAUCUCAAUGGUGACCACCAUAUCGUAUGUCUAUUCGGUGGCCGUGGUCAUAGCCGCAGUGCUGAUGGAAUUGAACAGCUCGCCCUUGACCUUCUUUGAUACGCCGCCAAUGCUGCUGAUCUUCAUCUCGCUGGGUCGCUGGCUGGAGCACAUAGCCAAGGGCAAAACCUCGGAGGCGUUGUCCAAGCUGCUCUCGCUCAAGGCGGCCGACGCGCUGCUGGUGGAGAUCUCAUCGGACUUUGACAUCACAAGCGAGAAGACCAUAUCCGUGGAUUAUGUGCAGCGUGGCGAUAUACUUAAGGUCAUACCAGGCGCCAAGGUGCCGGUGGAUGGCAAAGUGCUCUAUGGGCACUCCAGCUGCGAUGAAUCCCUCAUCACGGGCGAAUCCAUGCCUGUGGCUAAGCGCAAAGGCGCCGUUGUCAUUGGCGGCAGCAUCAAUCGCAACGGCGUGCUGCUUGUGGAGGCCACACACACGGGCGAGAACACUACGCUGGCGCAGAUUGUGCGCCUGGUGGAGGAGGCGCAGACCUCGAAGGCGCCCAUUCAGCAACUGGCGGAUCGCAUUGCCGGCUACUUUGUGCCCUUUGUGGUGGCCAUUUCCAGCAUCACGCUAAUUGGUUGGAUUAUCGCGGGCUUUAUUAAUCCCGAUCUGGUGCCCGUGGCCAUGGAGCAUAAGAUGCAUAUGGAUCGCAAUACGAUUGUGAUCAGCAAUGCCUUCAAGUGUGCACUCAGCGUGCUUGCCAUUGCCUGUCCCUGCGCCUUGGGCUUGGCCACGCCUACUGCGGUGAUGGUUGCAACGGGCACGGGUGCCACCAACGGUGUCCUGGUCAAGGGCGCCACAGCACUGGAAAAUGCUCACAAGGUUAAGACCGUGGUCUUUGACAAGACGGGCACCAUUACGCACGGCACUCCAAUGACCAGCCGGGUGAGCCUGUUUGUGCCGCCGCAGGUUUGCAGCUUGGCGCGCGCACUGACGAUCAUUGGCGCUGCGGAGCAGAACAGCGAGCAUCCGAUCGCCUCGGCCAUUGUGAACUUUGCCAAGGACAUGCUGAACGUGCAGACGAGCUUUGGCAAGAGCGCGAACUUUCAGUCGGUGCCUGGCUGCGGCAUCCGCGCCGUGGUGUCCAACUAUGAGCAGGCUCUGCGGCAGGCCUGCAAUGCGGAGCGCAUUAUCAACUAUGAGAAUCUGUGGCGUACGCAGCCGCAAAGCGCCGUGGCCAUGGAGAAUGGCGCCAGCAUCGAGCUGUUGCCGUUGCCGCAAAAAGCGAAUCCCAUGGAGCAGCAAUUGCUGGCGCUUGAUGGCAAGCAGGUGGGCGGCGAUGCACAGCCGCUGAUCGAUGGCCCGGAGAUACACGUGCUCAUCGGCAAUCGCGAGUGGAUGCAACGCAAUGCGAUUGAGGUGCCGCUGGAGAUAAGCGACUGCAUGACGCGUGAGGAGCACAAGGGACACACGGCGGUGCUUUGCGCGCUGAACGGGCAGCUGGUGUGCAUGUUUGCGGUGGCGGAUAUGGUCAAGCCGGAGGCCCAUCUGGCUGUCUAUACGCUCAAGCGCAUGGGCAUCGAUGUGGUGCUACUGACCGGCGACAACAAGAACACGGCGGCGAGCAUAGCACGUGAGGUGGGCAUACGCACUGUUUAUGCAGAGGUGCUGCCCUCGCAUAAGGUGGCCAAGAUCCAGCGCAUUCAGCAGCGCGGCGUGCGGGUGGCCAUGGUGGGCGACGGCGUCAACGACAGUCCAGCCCUGGCGCAGGCGGAUGUGGGCAUCACAAUAGCCGCUGGCACAGACGUAGCUGCCGAGGCUGCCGACAUUGUGCUGAUGCGCAACGAUCUGCUGGAUGUGGUGGCCUGCCUGGACUUGUCCCGCUGCACAGUGCGUCGCAUACGCUACAACUUUCUGUUCGCCAGCAUGUACAAUCUGCUGGGCAUACCGCUGGCCAGCGGUCUGUUUGCGCCCUUUGGCUUUACGCUGCAGCCCUGGAUGGCUUCGGUGGCCAUGGCGGCCAGUUCGGUGAGCGUAGUGUGCUCCUCGCUGCUGCUCAAAAUGUAUCGCAAGCCCACAGCCAAAACGCUGCGUACGGCGGAAUAUGAGACGCAGCUGGCGGCAGAGCGACAACGUCGCCUGGGCUCCGAGUCCGAGCUGGACAAGCUGUCGCUGCAUCGCGGCCUGGACGAUUUGCCCGAAGUGGGCGGCGGCAAGCGCUUGGCCUUCAAGCGCUCCAACACUUCGCUCAUCUCGCGCAUCUUUAGCAGCAACGGCCAUGUGGAUGGCGGCAAGCACGAGGAGGAGCUGCUGCAGGAUGCCAACGAGCGCACGCCCAGAAUUCUACAGUCGCGUUAUCUAAGCGACAGCACCGAACUGCAGAAGCUCUGAGCAAACAGCAGCAGCAACAAUGAAACCUACAAAUUGUCAGUGAACUCGUAACAAAUUAUUAUGUAAUAAAAUAUAUUUUUU